Molecule: messenger RNA, 936 nt
Organism: Mollisia scopiformis
Lineage: Eukaryota; Fungi; Ascomycota; Leotiomycetes; Helotiales; Mollisiaceae
Product: putative thiosulfate sulfurtransferase TUM1
Exons: 2
Coding region: 1-936 (311 amino acids)
Biological process (GO): transsulfuration
Cellular component (GO): mitochondrion
Molecular function (GO): thiosulfate-cyanide sulfurtransferase activity
Source: RefSeq, a predicted model, not a curated record
AUGGCUUCCUCUCGCUCUCUUUCCUCCUACCUCGUCACCCCUACCGAGCUCCAAGCAGCAUUGAAAAAGAACUCUCCUAGCAAGAUAUCUACAGCUCCGAGAACGGUCCCCGUCUGCGCUUCUUGGUUCCUCCCCAACGACGGCCGCAAUGGCUUACAAACCUUCCGCGAGAAGCGUAUCCCAACUGCUCGAUUCUUCGAUCUUGACAAGGUCAUCGACAAACACUCUCCUUACCCACAUAUGCUCCCUACAGCGUCCGACUUCGCAAAAGCCAUGAGCGGGCUUGGCAUAAAGAGAGAUGAUACAGUGGUGGUGUAUGACUCACAGGAGUUAGGCAUAUUCAGUGCUCCAAGAGUGGGAUGGACAUUGAAGGCAUUCGGACAUGAUUCUGUACAUGUUCUGAACAACUUUAAGCUCUGGGUAGAGGAAGGAUAUCCCACCGAAAGUGGGGAGUUCUGGGACGUGGAUACUUGCGUCUAUCCAAUACCCGAAUUUCAAGCUAGCAAAGUAAUUGACUUUGAGGAAGUGAGAGAAAUAGCUAAGGACGUCAACAAAGAAGGUUCAGAAGGUGUACAAAUAUUGGAUGCAAGGUCACACGGAAGAUGGCUUGGAAAGGAUCCAGAGCCAAGACCUGGUUUGUCCUCAGGACAUAUGCCAGGCAGUAUAUCAGUCCCAGUAUCCGAUUUAUUGGACCCGUUUAAGAAGACGAUCUUGCCAGGAGACCAAUUACGGAAGAUCUUUGAGAGUAAGGGAGUUGAUCCAAAUAGGCCGAUUAUCAACAGCUGUGGUACAGGUGUUACGGCAGCAGUAAUUGAUGCAGCAUUGAGUGAAGCAGGAUAUGGUCAUGAGAGCAGGCGGAGAUUGUAUGAUGGGAGUUGGACAGAAUGGGCCCAGCGCGUAAAAGCAUCUGACAAUUUGAUCGUCAAGGAGGCUUAA